Molecule: messenger RNA, 3360 nt
Organism: Physella acuta
Lineage: Eukaryota; Metazoa; Mollusca; Gastropoda; Physidae
Product: 23 kDa integral membrane protein-like
Cellular component (GO): plasma membrane
Source: RefSeq, a predicted model, not a curated record
GAGGGUCCAAUCACUCGGGAGACUUAGAUAUUGUUUAACCCUCCAAGCACCGUCGUCGUUUGCUUGUCUGUAAUUAUUUGAAAUACAAGUGGGUUAUAUGUUCUUGGUUUAUUGAGGUGGCUUAUCUAUGACUGGUGGGAUUUAAACGCAACAACAAGAACAAGGAAGAUUCAGCACAGAUUCGUCACAUUUAAUCAGCAAGUCUUCUCAUCAACUCUACAAAUUUCGUCUAUAAAGUCUUACACUUUAAGAUUUAAAAGCCGUUACUGAGAUCUACGUCAUCGCUCAGACAUACGUCACCACAGAGUCCUGUUCUACGUCUGCUGAGACCAUCACACGUCAAACAUGGCCUGCGCAACAAUUGGAAAAUGUAUUCUCAUUUUGCUGAACGUUGUGUUUCUGAUCAUAAGUUUAGGUUUGGUCGCUAUUGGAGCUAUUUUGGCGUUUAUCCCUGGCACUGUCUUGAAGUAUAUGUUGGACGCUGCAACUAAAGCUGCAAGCACGGCUGGCUACACUAUGCCCAAGGAUGUCAACGAUCUCAAAGACCUGCCCAUGGUGUACGAGGUCGGCGUGGCUCUGUUUAUCCUGGGGCUUGUUCUGUUUGCCAUUAGCUUCAUGGGAUGUUGUGGCUCGUGCAGUUCCUGCUGCAAGUGUCUGCUGCUGGGCUUUGCCCUUGUUAUGAUUUGCCUGAUGAUUGCCGAGCUUGUUGUCGUCACAAUGUUCUACGUGCCUAGCUCUCCGAUCCAUUCAACCAUCCGGACAACCCUGAAGGAUAAAAUCAAAACCGACUAUAAUGAAAAUGGAACUGACCCAUUUAGCCAGUCCAUAAACCUUGUCAACCAUUAUUUUGAAUGUUGUGGUAUUGAUGGUGAAAGUGAUUUCAUACCCAAGUCUCAUCGUUCAUGUGACAGCACAAAUAAAAAUGGCUGUUACACCAAGCUGACAAACCUUAUACAGGACAACAUCAUCUGGGCUGGUCUGGCACUUGGAGGUGUAUUGGCACUACAGCUGAUAGAAGUUAUAUUUGCUGUGGUCAUUUUCAAGGACAACAAGAUUUCUCCCAUUUAACUUGACCGAAUCAGGAGAAGACAACUUGUUACAGGUUGAGUCAGAUUGUGAUAACUGUACAAACAUUCAAAGUUUACUGUUGGUAUACACACCCAAUCAAGUUUUACAGCCCUAAGUUUUAAGAAUUGUUUCUGUUACUUAUUCAUUGAUAGGUAAAAUAUAUGUUUAUUGUAAAGAAUUUUUGAAAAUUAUAAAAUGACUGUAAAGCAAAUCAUUUACAAAAAAAAAAAAAAAACUAAAUUGGGAAAAAAAAAACCACCUGGUAGUUUUAUAUUUUAGAUAUAAAUACACAGCUGCAACAACUAUGUUCAGAAUUGUUAUAUCAGUAUUUGUUUUAGUUUAAAAGCUUGUGCUAGAGUUUUAGUACUUAUAAUACCCACUUCUUCUGCCAGUCCCAUGCAGUAUUAAAAUUUGUUUUUACUAAAAUAAUCAAUUUCUGUAGGUUACUGAUUUGAAACUGCUAUUUAAAAAAUAAAUAAAUUUCAUUCAUUAUUGUACAUUAUUCUUCUGGAGUAUUUUAAUGUUUUUAAAAUGCAUUACCUGCUAUUUGAAGGUAUGCGUGUUGGGUUAAAGAUUUUUACUUUAUUUUAUUCUACUAAUAUAUCUUUAAGAAUCUCUUGUAUGGCUUUUAGGUUGCUUUUUAAAAAAAAUCAAUUUAAUUUUUAAAUUUUUCAUAGCCGGCAGUUUAUAAAAGCUUGUGAAAAAUAUUUCUUACAAUGGAAAAUUAAAUUUACAUUUUUGGAGUGAAUUAGUUUCCUUUAUCUAUUGAAGAGAUAGUAUCCUGUAAAAAAUAGCAAACUUAAAUUAAAAAAAAAAGAAUUGUAAUGGAUUUUAUUAUUUAAUUUUGUGUGUGCUGAAAUAGGCUUUUAUUCCAAGCACCAAUACUGUAUAUAAAUAGAACUGAUGCACUAAAAAGCAUGCCGUCCAGUCAGUACAAUUUUACAACUAUUAUUAGAAAAAAAAAGUUCUGUUGAUAAAUAAAGCAUUUGAUCAGUUCCUGUGAUAAAUCUGUAAGCAUAAAAUUAUUAAAAUAAAUUAUUUCCUGUAUAUUCUUUGUUCCUUUUAAGCUUCAAGUCAUAAUAUGUAAUAAUAAUGAUAUGUAGUUAUGUUAAACAAAUAUCUUUACUUUAUGGACAUAUAUGGAUCAAAAAUUAUUGCAGAGUUACAAGGUUUUGCCAAUCUUGAGUAAACUUAAUAACUUUUAUAAAUGUGAUUUUCUCUAAAAGAAUUAUAUUUUAUGUUAUAAUUGCAGCUGAAAUUAGAGCUGAUCUCUUUUAUUAUUACUUAUUAUUGAAACAUUUACUUAAAGUUUAAACAAAUUAUUUGUUGGCAGUUGGUUAAUAGAAUAAUACAGCAGCUGUUAGUUUUAUUUAAACCUUUUUACAACCAGUGUUUCUUUCAGACAUUUUUCUGUGGGGGGGGGGACACUGAUAAAAGUAUAUAUUUUAUAUUUAAAUUCCAUUUUGUUCAGGGGAACUCUGUUUAGAAUUAUUUUGAGAACAAUUUAAACCAUUCCACUGUUUCUCAUUUUUUAACCUUCUAUAAUCUGUUUUGUAAAUUUUGAAUGAUGAAUUUCAUUGAUAAUGUUUGCCAAUGUUUUAAAGCUUAAAAGCUUUGUAAUUUUUUAAAAUUUAAAAACAGAAAACAAUAGUACAUAACUUUUACAAAUCUAUUAAUUGCUUAAGAAUAUUUAUCAAGUUUUUGUCUUUCUGUUUUUUUUUUCCAUUUUGAAUGAAUACUUUUGACUUAUUGAAAAUUAAUAAUAAUAGCUUUAAUGAGUGUAAUUUUAAAAUACUAAUUACUUCUCAAGAUAUAAACAGUUUUACCAUUUGAAUUUACUGUGGGAUUAGUCCCUAAACCUGAUUUGAACUGUGCCUUUUACCUACUGCUUAAUAUAAAAAAAUCCUCUACAAAUAUUUUAAUACGCCUUCAAAGUAAUAAUUGCAUAAACACGUUUCAUUUUUAUUUCUUAAAAGCAGCUAUAAACUAAUUGUUUUAGUUUUAUUAAUCUUUUGUGCCUCUAUAUUUAGCUGGUGUUAUUUAAUAUUAGAUCCCCUAGGCCUGUAUAUUUAGUAUAAGUAGUAGGCAAAAAUAGCAAUAAAUAAAGGCUUUGCAUUCCGUCCAAUCAAAUGAUUUUAAUAAGCACUUUUCCUGGUAAUGAUUAGUUUUAAUUACUUAAUGUUUUUGAGUUUUAUUUAUUUGAAAUUCAAGUCAUUUUCUUGUAAUUUUGUGAUAUUGAAAUAUUCUAGUAAACUAAAUGUGCUUUAAACUAAUUAAACAUGUCUUUAUACU